AGUUCAGGAUAACUUUUAGCCGGGAUCGCAGACACGUGAUACUGUGGGCUAAAAUUCUAAUGUACUUGGGCCCUUUCAUAUAUUUGGGCUCUUAAAUUACUGGCCGAUGACUACAAUGUCCUAAGUUAGAUGUUGAGAAAUUGCGAACCCAUGCGACAGAAGCUCUAUAAAUUACGAAAAGGAAAGAAAAAGCAAAGGGUUUCAGUGCGUAGCCGCGCAGUGUGAAAUAGCGUCCACGUGAAGGCACAGAGAACAAAAGCAUAAUAUUAUGUAUAUAUAGGGCAGGGCAGCAUUACUGUUCAAAUGUUAUUGAAUUGAUACACCGGGUAUAAAAUCUCAGCUUCUUGGAAGGUAUAGGGGUUUUGGGUUCACUAGCCUUCCCUGUUUCCUCUCCACCGCCUCACUCUCAGAUUGUACUAUAAUAAUGAGCCAAGCGCCACAAUCUGGUGCUCCUGCUCCCAGAAAGAGGAGGUUCAAACCAAAAGCUCCUCGCCCGAAGGCUGAAGUUAAACCCGAUCCGGAGGAGGAAGAGCAAGCUAGUCAUGCUGAAAAGGAGAGGGAGCUGCUCAGACGUUUCCAUGAACAAUCUUUGAGGGUAAAGCCGAAACACGAAAAGAAAGAGAAGCCUGUGGAAGUUGCAUUUGGUUCUGGGGGUCAAUCAUCAUCGACCAUAAGAUCAUAUGGGGCUCCCAGGGGUGCUAAUGGUGGUGGUUUUAACCCGGUCAUUCAAGAGGAGAAAGAAUACAAGUCACCAUUUGAUAUCUACGGUCAUUACCCUAUAUCUCUUCCUCUGAGGCAGCCAUCUUCUGAAGAUCCUGCAAUUCUUAACCAGCAAGAAUUUGGGGAUGGUUCAGAGGAAUCAAUUUAUGAUGAAAAUGCAACACCAGCGGCAGAUGAUCUAGAUCUAAAGGAGGAAAAUAGAGCAACAAGUAUGUUCUUUCUUCAUUUACCACCGACCUUGCCUAUUUUAAAGCAACCAGCAGGCCAACAGGUAACCAGUAGCUCAGGGGCACCGGGAGGUGCACAUAAUACAGAGAAGCCUUGUUCUUUGGGUGAGUUACCAGCUGGCUUCAUGGGUAAGAUGCUGGUGUACAGAAGUGGUGCAAUCAAGCUGAAGCUAGGAGACACCCUCUAUGAUGUCUCUACAGGAAUGAACUGUGAUUUUGCCCAGGAUGUUGUGGCUAUUAAUACCACAGAGAAGAAGUGUUGCACUAUUGGGGAGCUCAAUAAGCGAGCUGUUGUGACCCCAGAUAUCGACUCCGUUUUGAACAGUUUAGAGGACUUAUGAUGGUACUGCUCAUUUGCAAUACAGUUUUGGUCUCUGGUAACCCGGUAUGCUUUUGAGGAAAUUUUGAGUCUUAAUUAAUACUAUCAGAGGAAAUAGAUGACAAAUUUCAGUGGCGAGAUAAGAAAUUUUUUAGUAUACCAGCCACAAUAACUUGCAUAAGAGUUUAUUUUUUGACAGUCAUGUGAAAUGAACCUAUUGCAACUUAUUCUCUAUUCUGUUUUAUACAGACUGAGGUACAAAUCAGAUUACUCAAUAAAUGUUCAUUUUU
This is a messenger RNA of Rosa rugosa (rugosa rose), 1556 nucleotides long. RefSeq lists its product as uncharacterized. Gene Ontology annotation, biological process: transcription by RNA polymerase III. The record is from RefSeq and is a predicted model, not a curated record. Gene Ontology annotation, cellular component: RNA polymerase III complex. Lineage: Eukaryota; Viridiplantae; Streptophyta; Magnoliopsida; Rosales; Rosaceae. Gene Ontology annotation, molecular function: DNA binding. Bases 425 to 1288 code for a protein of 287 amino acids. The transcript is spliced from 11 exons.